AUGGGGAACGUCAUGGAAGGGAAGACGGUGGAGGAGCUGAGCAGCACCGAGUGCCACCAGUGGUACAAGAAGUUCAUGACCGAGUGCCCAUCAGGCCAGCUCACACUCUAUGAGUUCAGACAAUUCUUUGGCUUGAAAAACCUGAGCCCCUCAGCUAGCCAGUAUGUGGAGCAGAUGUUUGAGACAUUCGACUUCAACAAGGAUGGUUACAUUGACUUCAUGGAGUACGUGGCUGCCCUGAGCCUGGUCUUGAAAGGGAAGGUGGAACAGAAGCUUCGCUGGUACUUUAAGCUAUAUGAUGUGGAUGGCAAUGGCUGCAUUGACCGAGGGGAGCUGCUCAACAUCAUCCGGGCCAUACGAGCCAUUAACCCUUGCAGCGAUUCAACCAUGAGUGCAGAGGAGUUCACGGACACAGUGUUUGCCAAGAUUGAUGUCAAUGGGGACGGUGAGUUGUCUUUGGAGGAAUUCAUGGAGGGUGUCCAGAAGGACGAGAUGCUGUUGGACACAUUGACCCGAAGCUUAGACCUUACCCACAUUGUUCGCAUGAUCCAGAAUGGUGGGCAGAACGUGGACCAAGGACAAGGCGGGGAUGGGGCGGCUGGGUGA
Dromiciops gliroides (monito del monte) is the source of this 606-nucleotide messenger RNA. RefSeq names its product guanylyl cyclase-activating protein 1. Gene Ontology annotation, cellular component: photoreceptor inner segment; cone photoreceptor outer segment. Gene Ontology annotation, biological process: visual perception; positive regulation of guanylate cyclase activity. Lineage: Eukaryota; Metazoa; Chordata; Mammalia; Microbiotheria; Microbiotheriidae. The record is from RefSeq and is a predicted model, not a curated record. The transcript has 4 exons. Gene Ontology annotation, molecular function: calcium sensitive guanylate cyclase activator activity; calcium ion binding. Bases 1 to 606 code for a protein of 201 amino acids.